GGAGUUAGAGCAAACACCAUUUCCAAAUGGUUGGCAGAGACUCCGGGAUUUGAUAAUGGUUUCAAUUUUGUCAACUGGAUUUUUAAAAUCAAACAGGAAGUCGAUGCUGUUACUCGAGCAUCUUGCCACUGCAUAUGUCCCACAAAAAAAUAUGAAC
Paraglomus occultum is the source of this 157-nucleotide messenger RNA. The record is from the annotation of a GenBank genome assembly. Lineage: Eukaryota; Fungi; Glomeromycota; Glomeromycetes; Paraglomerales; Paraglomeraceae.